Molecule: messenger RNA, 906 nt
Organism: Trichoderma breve
Lineage: Eukaryota; Fungi; Ascomycota; Sordariomycetes; Hypocreales; Hypocreaceae
Product: RNA recognition motif domain-containing protein
Exons: 4
Coding region: 1-906 (301 amino acids)
Biological process (GO): mRNA splicing, via spliceosome
Cellular component (GO): cytoplasm; ASAP complex; nucleoplasm
Molecular function (GO): RNA binding
Source: RefSeq, a predicted model, not a curated record
AUGGCGUCACGAUCUCCAUCCCGAAGCCGUCGUCGGGCUUCAUCGCGCACGCCUCCACGAUCCAAUUCCAACGGCUCGCGCUCGCCGCCUCCAACCCAUCGCCGUCGUCGCCAUGAUUCGCGCUCUCCGUCGCGUUCUCGAUCCAGGAGCGGAAGUCGUGACAGAAGCCGUGAGCGUGGUAGAGAUAGCCGCUCACCCAGCGAAGGUCCUCCCAAGAGAGCCACCAAGAUUGUGGUGGAGAGGUUGUCAAAGAAUGUCAACGAAGAGCAUCUCUACGAAAUCUUUGGCCAAUUUGGUCACAUCAAGGACCUUGAUCUGCCAAUGAACAGAACCUCUGGUACCAACCGAAGCACCGCGUAUAUCUUGUACGAACACCAAGCCGAUGCAGAAGUUGCAAUCUCAUACAUGCACGAGGCGCAAAUCGACGGCGCCAUCAUCAACGUUUCCAUCGUACUGCCACGCAGGAAGUCACCCGGUCCUCCCCUUGCCCGCCGAGGUGCCAACAUCGACCCUCGAGUUCCUUUCCAAAGCUCUCGUGGGGGUGGUCCGCCUUCUGGCCCUCUAGGUGGCGGUGGAGGCGGUGGACGUCGCCGCUUCUCGCCUUCAAGCAGAUAUGGCCCUCGAUCCGAUGUCUACCGACCAAACUCCCUGUCGCCAGCUCGAUCCCCCGGAGGUGUUCCCUCUUCUCGGGGAGGUGGUGGCGGCGGUAGUCGAUACCGUAGUCGAUCCAACGGCUCAUACUCAUCCCGAUCGAGAUCGAGAUCACCAGCGCCCAGACGAAGGGGCGGCGGAGGAGGCAAUGGAGCCAGUCGAUAUGACGAUCGCGAUACCCGACGACGAAGUCGUAGCCGCAGCUUCGACAGCGACCGAAGCGCUUCGCGGAACAGAGGUCGUAAUUACAGGUGA